Ophidiomyces ophidiicola is the source of this 1533-nucleotide messenger RNA. It is a transcript of the gene spp2, whose product is annotated as DNA primase large subunit Spp2. Gene Ontology annotation, biological process: mRNA splicing, via spliceosome. Lineage: Eukaryota; Fungi; Ascomycota; Eurotiomycetes; Onygenales; Onygenaceae. Gene Ontology annotation, molecular function: nucleic acid binding. The coding region runs from base 1 to 1533 and encodes 510 amino acids. The record is from RefSeq and is a predicted model, not a curated record. The transcript has a single exon. Gene Ontology annotation, cellular component: spliceosomal complex.
AUGCCUAACCCAUCGCCUCCGUCGACAAAACAUUCAACAACCAAACCCUUCUCGAUCGCGCUCUCUUCUAAAGCGCGAACAGCGCAGCGGGCUGGUGCAUCUACCUCCUCAUUUCCACUACCACGCGGCACGGAUCUUUCCACAUCCAAGCUACAAGCCUCCAGUUGCGACUUUCAUAAUAAUGACUCCGACUCUGACGCUGAACACAAGGAGUCAGCUCACGUAGAGGUCAGUGGCUUCGACCAAUCCUCCGGGGGCGCGAUAAAUAAAUACAUAUGCGAAACUAAGUCGAAAGAGCCCCUGGUAAUCAAGGUAGAUAAGAGAAAUGGGUGGCGAGAAAGGCUACUACGGUCAGAGCGGGCGAAAAAGAGCUGGUUACCAGAAGAGGUGAAGGCACAAAAGGAGGCACAAUGCCAAGGGAAAGAAACGGCAGUGGAUGUUGAAACAGAUCGCCCUGAGACUAAGUCUGGUUUGAGCUACGCUUCGGACUUGGGAAUCACAGGGCACAAGUCGAAUGGAGGAAACUCCAUUGAUUCGGAGACGCAAGAAAAGAGUGUAACAAGAGCCGACACGGAAGAAUACAGCAAAACAAGAGAUGUAUCACAGGAUGAAAUAGCAUUACAGGCGCUUAUUCGUGAAAGUAAAGGGGAUAUAGAGCAACAAUCCAAUUUGAUAAUCCAGUCACAGCCUCGACCCGAUGCCCAUAACGAGUAUGAUGAAACCAGAUCUUUUCGCGACGAUGUAGCCCACCGCCCUGAUUCUGCAAGCUUGGCUGACUACACUGCCAUUCCGGUCGAGCAAUUUGGUGCAGCUUUACUGCGCGGAAUGGGCUGGAAGGAAGGGCAACCAGUCGGUCGCGGGCGAUACAGCAACACAUCAUCUUCCCAGCAGAAAGAUGCCAACCUUGCGCCCCGCAUUCCCGAACGGAGGCCGGGAUACCUGGGUAUAGGUGCUAAGGAUAUAUCUGGAAAGAGUGGCUCUGCAGAGCUUGAACUCGGCGCUUGGGGAAAGGCUGCAAUGCGCAAGGGGAAGCCGGGCGAGGGACUGUAUACUCCCGUAUUAAUGAAAAGUAAAAAAACGGGAGAAAUGAUCACAGAGGAAGAAUUCAAGAAAUUGACUAAAGAUCAGGGACAAAGCAAAGAUUUGGCCGACCAGGACAAGGAAUGGAAAGAGCGGCGAGAUAGGAAUCUGCUCAAGGCUGGACGACGGUAUGAUAAUGAUAACGAUUACAGAGAGCCGAGGAAAUCUUCGUCAAGAAGAAGCGGCCACGGUCGAUCAAGAUCCUCAUCAGCCGAGCGAGACCAAGAAAGAAGGCGUCGCAGGAGGUAUGACGACGACAUCGGUAGGAGUCCAGAAAGAAAGAAAAUGGAUGACCGCUACUACAGGGAUCGGACAUCCUCUUAUGGUCGCGAUACAGAUCGCCGCCGGGAAAGGGAUAAAGGACGGGGCCGAGACUACGACCAAGACAGAUCCAGAGCCAUUGCAAUCGACCCAGACAGGGACAGAGUGCGGGCCAAGGAGAGAUGGCGGUAG